Molecule: messenger RNA, 960 nt
Organism: Trametes versicolor FP-101664 SS1
Lineage: Eukaryota; Fungi; Basidiomycota; Agaricomycetes; Polyporales; Polyporaceae
Exons: 5
Coding region: 1-960 (319 amino acids)
Molecular function (GO): 3'-5'-RNA exonuclease activity
Source: RefSeq, a predicted model, not a curated record
AUGCGCAUCGCAACGUAUAACCUCCGGUUCGACUCCAUGCCGGACAAUAUCACCGUGCAGCAGUCCCUCGCGUCGCUGCCCGAUCCCUUGCAGCAGAUCUCGUACUAUGGCAAGACAGGCGAGCAGCCGUGGAGCGCCCGCCGCAUCAAGGUGUUUGAGCAUCUCGAGAGCGCGGGCGUUGUCCUGGCUGGGUUCCAGGAGGCGCUGGUCCGACAGGUCACUGACCUCGCGGAACUGCUUGGGGACGGCUGGGGAUGGGUCGGCGUCGGUCGUGAUGAUGGAGUCGCAGCCGGAGAGUUCAGUCCCAUAUUCUACAAGAAAUCGGACGUUACUCUUGUCUCUAACGACACCUUCUGGCUUUCGAAUACUCCCGACGUGCCGUCCUUCUUCCCAGGUGCUGGCUCGAGGCGGAUCUGUACCGCCACGCAACUCAUUCUGAAGACCGAUGCUGGUCGCGCCAUCCAUUUCACCUACCUGAACACCCACCUCGACGACCAGUCUGACGGCCAACGUCGCCUCGGCGCAUCCAUGAUCCUCGCACGUGCGCGGUUUGAGGCCUUCAAGACGGGCGGGCCGGUCAUCGUCACCGGUGACUUCAACAGCCCUGCCACGGGUACCGACUCCGGCGCAUACCAGAUCAUCACGGGCGAGCUGCCGCCCGUGGCGAUCAACCAGACGUUCGCGGAAAAGUACGCCGUGCCAGCGGGCGCGCUGCCGAACUUCACGAUGGUCGACCUCAAGGGGCAAGCCCCGCGCUCCGCCGUGUCCGGCAACUACGCGACGUACACCGGCUUCAACGCACCUGGUGACGCGUCGGUCUACACCCGCAUCGACUUCGUCUUCGGAGGCAGUAACGGCAAGUGGACUUCGGACGCGCACCAUGUCGGCUGGUCGCUCACGGACGACGGUGUGCUUGCGAGUGACCACCGCCCCGUCUUCCAGGAUGUCACGUUGCACUGA